Messenger RNA from Lindgomyces ingoldianus, 1515 nucleotides. Its product is annotated as subtilisin-like protein. Gene Ontology annotation, molecular function: serine-type endopeptidase activity. The record is from RefSeq and is a predicted model, not a curated record. The coding region runs from base 1 to 1500 and encodes 499 amino acids. Gene Ontology annotation, biological process: proteolysis. The transcript is spliced from 6 exons. Lineage: Eukaryota; Fungi; Ascomycota; Dothideomycetes; Pleosporales; Lindgomycetaceae.
AUGUCUGAACUUCAUCUACAUCUAGAACCGUCUCCCUCUGAGUACUUUCCUCCUUUGCCUAACCGCACGAUAUCCUUUGACACGGUAUCAGAGCGCGACGAGCGUGCGGCUGCACAGAGCAACACCUCCCCGUCCAAAAAAAGCAACCCGUCUUCAUGGCGCCAACGACGCGCUGAGCGUCUCGCUCGCAGAGAGAACACCUUCAAACUCAAAACAAUGUAUGCCGCCCUCACGAAAGACCCUGGCAAUCAGGAUGGCAUCAAAGAAGCACAAGACUGGAUUGAGAAGCGUCUCGAGCAUCUCGGCAAAGACCCUAAGUUUGCCAUCGUCCUGAGAGGUCCCGAGGAUAACGAGGUCAUUGGGUGGGGUGCCUUGGAGCUUAAUGAGCAGAGUUCCAUUGAAUUGGGGGGCUUGUCGAAUAUCCAGAGCGUCGUUGUGGAUGAAGCGCCGAAGAAGAGAUUGAUCGCUACAAAGCGCGAUCGAGCAUUCAACUGGGAUCAGCUAGCUUGGAAGAAAGUAGACGCCCCAUUCGAUCUGAUUGACGUUGGUCGGUGCAAGGGCAAAAAGCUCGAUGAGCUAGAGGAAUUUACGUACGAAUCUCAACGUGGCAAACGCAACGAUGGCAAGCGUAUCUAUAUCUACAUCAUCGAGGAGGGUAUUCAGAUGGAUGUUAAAUACAGAAAUAUUCCAGAAUUCCCUAAUAGAGAACAAACUAUCUACACGGAUCACUGCAUCAUUGAAGGUCAUAACAAUGAGAAUGACGAGGAUCUGGAGUUCCACGGCACCAUUGUGGCUUCACUCGCUUUAGGCCAAUCUCACGGAGUCUCGAAAAGCGCCACGCUUGUGUCUGUCAAGUACUGGGGGCCACUAACCGAUAUGAUCGACGCCCUUUAUAAAGCCGGAAUCCAUAUCCGAGACAACGGGCGGCAGCUGAACUCCAUCAUCGUACUCACAAAUGGUCCCCGCGACCCUACAGAUCCCGUCAAGGCCCGUGAAAUAGACCCUGCUGCCGCCGAUACCUAUAAAUGGAUAAGUACGCUACAUGAUGCUGGUGUCCCUGUUAUUGCACCAGCCGGUAACGAUCGCCUACUCAAGAACGGGAACCCCAGUCGAGAAGCCAUCGACUUCUGGCCGAGCAAUUGGGAAAGCCCGAACUUUCCGCUCAUCAAUGUGGCAGAGAUGGAUUUGGAUGGCAUUCGUUCGGAAGAGUCGCAGGCUGGUAACCAGGUCACGACAUGGGCGUCUUCAAAAGCCGCUUGGGUGAUGAGGAAGGAUGGUACUUCAGAUGAAGGCGCAGGCACAUCCCUAGGCUGCGGUAUUGUCGCGGGUGUCAUCGCUGGCCUUAUGGCUCUUGAUGAGCCACCUUGGGGUGCAGUAACCGGCCGAGAUCGCGUCGAGGCCAUCCGCCAAUUCAUCAGAAACGGCGAUAAUAGUGGCUGGAAGCGCGACGACAAGCAAUACGGCCAGGGAAACACUCUCAUAGGCGAGCGCAUCAUCUAGAACGGUGCGGAAGAG